Mytilus trossulus (common blue mussel) is the source of this 1742-nucleotide messenger RNA. RefSeq names its product cytochrome P450 2H2-like. The transcript has 4 exons. Lineage: Eukaryota; Metazoa; Mollusca; Bivalvia; Mytilida; Mytilidae. The coding region runs from base 176 to 1654 and encodes 492 amino acids. Gene Ontology annotation, biological process: xenobiotic metabolic process. Gene Ontology annotation, cellular component: intracellular membrane-bounded organelle; cytoplasm. The record is from RefSeq and is a predicted model, not a curated record. Gene Ontology annotation, molecular function: oxidoreductase activity, acting on paired donors, with incorporation or reduction of molecular oxygen, reduced flavin or flavoprotein as one donor, and incorporation of one atom of oxygen; steroid hydroxylase activity; heme binding.
CUCAAUCGGUUUCUUUAAAGCUAUUUCGUCAUUUGAAUGCUUGUAAUAACAAAUUUCUUUUUCGUCAUUAUUAACUGUACAAAUAUAUAAGAUGAUGAAAGGGGAAGUACUAGCUUAGCAUGCUUAUGUAUUGUGACAGUCAUAAGAAGCACAACAUUUCAAACUUGAUGUAACAAUGCUUGACUUAUCAACAGUGCUUCUGUUAUUUUGUGGAUUUUUCCUGGUCAUUUGGUGGAGAAAGACCACCAGAAAUGUCACUCUGCCACCAGGGCCACCGACAACACCAUUUCUGGGAAACUUAAACGUGAAGUUGGACAAUUUACCAGAAGCUUUCAGAGAAUAUAGGCUAAAGUAUGGUGAUGUGUUUAGUUUAAUAUUGGGAUCCAAAACAAUGGUCGUAUUUAAUGGACUUGAAACACUUAAAGAAGUGUUCAUCAAAAAUGGAGAUGUAACUUCAGAACGUCCUGAUAUGUUUAUUGCGAAAGAAAUUAGUCGUUAUAAAGGCAUUGCAAGUGCGUCUGGUCCGCGAUGGAAAGAACACAGAACCUUUGCAAUAGGAGCACUACGCGAGUUUGGGUUUGGUAAGAAGAGUUUAGAAUCUAAAGUAAUGGAAGAGGUUGAAGUUUUGAUGAAGGCCAUCGGAGAAAAACAUGGACAACCAUUCAGUAUCAGAGGACUUUUGACUUUGUGUGUUUCCAAUAUAAUGUGUUCAAUUAACUUUGGUCAACGCUAUGAACACACUGACGAGUUUUUCAUGUUACUUUUGGAAAAAAUUAAUGAAAACCUGAGCAACACAAAUAUAAUGUUUGUGGCUACCAUUUUUCCUUUUCUCAAACAUAUUCCUUUUGAUCCUUUUGGCUUAAAACGCAAUCUUCGUAAUGCUGAUGACGUGGAAAAACAUCUACUGCUUCUUAUAAAAGAACACGAGGAGACAUAUGAUGAAAAACAUCUACGAGAUUUUGUCGAUGUCUUCUUGAAAAAAAUGAAAUCAGAGGGAGGCAAUCCAAAUUCAACGUUUGACCAUGAGCAGCUUCUAAAAACAAUAGGCGACUUGUUUGUAGCAGGAACUGAAACGACAUCAACGGCUGUGCAGUGGUUUAUAGUAUUGCUAAUAAAUCACCCGGAAGUUCAAACUUUAAUGCGUCAAGAAAUCAGUGACGUCAUUGGAACAUCUAGAUAUCCAUGUAUGGAUGAUAGGGGGAAACUACCUUAUACAGAAGCCGUUUUACAUGAAGUUUUGAGAUUCGGUUGCAUUGCCCCUCUUGCUGUUCCACAUGGGUUGACUAAAGAUUUCCAUUACAAAGGUCAUGUGAUCCCAAAAGAUGCCAUGCUUAUACCUAAUUUGCAUUCAGUGCUGAACGAUCCUGAAAUUUUUGAAGAACCAGAAAAGUUCAGACCUACAAGAUUUUUGGAUGCAGAUAGAAAGCUUGUGAAUGUAGAUAAAGUUUUGGUCUUCAGUCUCGGACGAAGAGUUUGUCCUGGUGAGUCAUUAGCCAGAAUGGAGUUUUUCCUGUUUACAACGUCACUUGUGCAGAGAUUCAAACUACUUCCAUCAGAUCCAAAUAAGUUACCAUUACUUAAAGGAAAACUAGGCAUUACGUUGGCUCCAGAACAAUACACAUUUCGUGCAGUUGGAGUUGAAUCCCCGAAUUAGUUGUAGUGUAUAUGGUUUUUCUAUAAUCAAAACUCAAAUUAUAUGUAUUAACUGUGCAUAAUGUUAUAAUAAAAACUAUUUCUUCGCU